Striga hermonthica is the source of this 1671-nucleotide messenger RNA. The record is from the annotation of a GenBank genome assembly. NCBI's taxonomy places the organism in Eukaryota, Viridiplantae, Streptophyta, Magnoliopsida, Lamiales, Orobanchaceae.
AUGAUAUCCAAGAAUCCUCUCUCUCAUGCCAUAGUGUCUCAGAAUGUGGAAAAAAUCUGUGCUCACUGCAAUCAGGAUGCUCCAGUUUAUGGCCAAAUAUAUGCUCAGGACCUCGAAGUGGGUGAGGCCAUCGAUGAGUUAUCAACUGAAGAAAAUCUUCUUCAGGAGCAGCCACUAAGGGUGAUUGAGUCUGCUAAUGAGAAUAUGGAACCUAUCUUACCAAUCUGUACAUCAAACAUUGAGACAAUUUUCUCUCCCAUUCUGGAGUCAAUCUGCAAUAAUGAUGGAAGUGAUAGUCUUUAUGUACCACAGCUGGAUAGCGAAGACAGUGAUGAUAGCAGCAAAAAUUCUUGUAAAUAUCAAGCAAGCAAUGUCUCGGACUUCUACAUAUCUGACAUGAUUUUCUCUACAUCGCCUAUUGGAGGCAAUUCUGAUUAUUGCAGCAGCAGAACAGAUUCGAUUUUUCUUCCUGAUUAUCAAUUCGAAGAGUCCAGUUUACUUUGUGAUCUGACCGAGGAGUAUAUGAUGUUGCCCUUUUUGGAGGAUACUUUAGAUAAUACUGGAAUUGAUGAUAAUGGUGUCACAUGUUCAACAGAGACCAAUAGUUCCAGCUUUUACAUGGCAAUUCAUCAAUUAAGAUCAUGUGACCAAGAUUCUCACAUGAAUUCCUUCCCUUACCAAGAUCACGAGUACCUUGAUCCACAAAUGUAUAUCAGGAAUCUUCCGGACCAGCCAGACAUGGAAUUUCCAGUUCCAGUGCCGAAUAAUAAGGAAAGUAACAAACAGAUAACUUUAGUGCUCGACUUAGAUGAAACACUCGUUCACUCUUCAUUAGAACACUGUGAUGAUGCGGACUUCACAUUUCUCGUUACCCUCGACACGAGAGAAUGUACAGUGUAUGUGAAACAAAGGCCUCAUCUAAUGACUUUCCUCCAAAGAGUGGCUGAAAUGUUUGAAAUCGUCGUGUUCACUGCUAGCCAGAGCAUUUACGCGAAACAGCUUCUAGACAUUCUGGACCCGGAUGGAAAGGUUAUAUCCAGACGGGCUUAUCGUGAAUCGUGCACUGUCUCGGAGGGAACUUAUGUGAAAGACUUGACCAUAUUAGGCGUUGACCUUGCGAAAGUUGCCAUAAUUGAUAAUUCCCCCCAGGUUUUCAGGUUGCAAGUGAAUAAUGGAAUCCCGAUCAAGAGUUGGUUUAAUGAUCCAUCUGACACUGCACUUAUUUCACUGCUGCCAUUUUUGGAGACCUUAGUCGAUACUGAUGACGUUCGGCCCAUCAUUGCAAGGAAAUUCGGGGCAGGUAGAUGUGGCCGCGGGUCUGACCGGCACCGGACCGGUCCCGGAAUAAUGCUGUUCAACGAACCGGUACCGUGCCCUUGCGGUUGGGUUCCGAUUCUCCCUUUUUUGCCCAUGCAAUUCGGGUCGGGUCGGGGGUUGGCAGCUGAGGCCAGACCAAGAUCAGGGUAUCGCGCUUGGGGUCUGGUUAGUUUGGUGUCGUUUGUGAUGGUUGAGGUGGGGGUCUCCGGCCUAGAGCAGAGGCGUCUGCCUGGAUUUGGGUUAGGGCCAUUGGAGUUGGGCUUAGUUAGGCGUUUUUCUAUAGUUUUUGGGUCAGAUUACGGGGCUGUGGCUCGGUCCGUUUGGAUGGAGGUCCAUUGGCGUGCCUUUGAGUAG